Molecule: messenger RNA, 1473 nt
Organism: Fragaria vesca subsp. vesca
Lineage: Eukaryota; Viridiplantae; Streptophyta; Magnoliopsida; Rosales; Rosaceae
Product: glucose-1-phosphate adenylyltransferase small subunit, chloroplastic-like
Exons: 10
Coding region: 1-1473 (490 amino acids)
Biological process (GO): glycogen biosynthetic process
Molecular function (GO): glucose-1-phosphate adenylyltransferase activity
Source: RefSeq, a predicted model, not a curated record
AUGAAUCUUAAUGCUGAAGCUGAAGAGAAACAAAAAGGUUGUCUUCCCUCCCUUGUUAGUAGCACUACUCAAACAAAGCGUUUGGUUAUCGUUGGAUCAGACUACUAUAAUCACGAAAAACAUUCACUGAAUAUUCAUUCUAGUGUUCCUCCGAGCUCGUUGAUAUCCAGUUCACAGCAAACUCAAUCUCCCUCUAUGUUGUUUCCUCCGGUUAAUCAGAGUGUGGCAGCUAUUGUGUUUGGGGAUGGGCCAGAAUCACAACUUCAUCCAUUGACAAAGAGAAGAUCAGAAGCAGCCAUACCAAUCGCAGCGCGUUACAGACUGAUUGAUGCAGUUGUGAGCAACUGCAUUAGCAGUAAUAUACACAGGAUAUAUGCUCUAACACAAUUUAACUCGACUUCUCUCAAUUCCCACGUUUCCAGGGCUUAUUCUGGACUUGGUUUUGGAAACGAGGGGUUUGUUGAAGUAAUUGCAGCAUAUCAAGGCCCUGAUAAUAAAGGGUGGUUUCAGGGAACUGCUGAUGCUGUUAGAAGAUGCCUGUGGCUGCUGGAAGAGUAUCCAAUGUCUGAGUUUUUGGUCCUUCCUGGUUACCAUCUCUACAAAAUGGACUACCAGGAACUGAUUAAGGCCCAUCGAAACAAUAAGGCAGACAUUACUAUUGCAGCAUCAGUUGCUAGGAGAAUUCAUGAUCCCGGCUUUGGCUUUUUAGAUGUGAAUUCUGAGAAUCAAGUUCUGGAAUUCAGAUUGAAGUUGGAGAAGGCGAAAGGCUCAAGGAAAUCCAACAAUACUGCUCCAAGUAGCAUCACAAGUAUGGGAAUCUAUCUCAUCAACAUAGAUACAUUGAAAAGGCUCCUAGAAGAACAUUUUCCUGAGGCAAAUGACAUUAGGAGUGAAGUGAUUCCAGGUGCCGUAUCUCUUGGAAUGAAGGUUCAAGCUUAUGCAUUUGAUGGAUACUGGGAGGACAUGAGGAAUAUUGGAGCAUUCUACGAAGCAAAUAUGCAAACUACAAAGAGUACAGACGUGGGAUAUAACUUCUAUGAUAGAGAAAGUCCAAUCCACACUUUGCGUCAUUGUCUGCCUCCAACUCUUAUAACUGAUUCUGUCAUAACAAAUAGUGUAGUUGGAGAUGGUUGCAUUCUCAAUGGUUGCAGGAUCAAAGGUACAGUAAUUGGUAUGAGGUCAACAAUUGGAAUUGGGGCAAUAGUUGAGGAUUCAGUGAUCAUGGGUUCAUCUUUCUAUCAAGCAGAAGAUAGUGAAAACAGUAAAGUUACAGACAUUCCCAUCGGAAUUGGUGAAGAUACUCGAAUAAGGAAGGCUAUUGUAGACAAGAAUGCAAGGAUUGGCAAAAAUGUAGUGAUCAUUAACAAAGACAAUGCCCAGGAAGGGGACAGAGAAGCUGAUGGCUAUGUCAUUCGUGAGGGAAUAGUAGUCGUUCUUCGAAGUGCUGUAAUCCCGGAUGGCACCGUUAUAUGA